AUGGGUGUUGGCAAGAAGAAACUAUGCUGUGGAGUAACAUCAAUUUUCAUAGUUAUCAUUGUCAUUGUCAUCUUAACCUUAGCCUUUACCAUCUUCAAGCCUAGAGACCCCAUAAUCACCCUCUACCCUGGCUCCAACAUUGAAGUUACAUCCUUCUUGAAUCCAACACAUAAUAUCACAUUAGACUCGAUUAUUACAAUUGAGAACCCAAACUAUGGAGUCUUCAGGUACAAAAACACCACCUCUUCUGUCACUUUUCGUGGGAAAGUUGUAGGGGAAGCUCCAAUUAUGGACAUAUAUGUGCCACCACACAAGAAACGUAACAUGACAUCUCCUGUGGCAAUUAUGCCUGUUAGGUUAAUGCAGGAUCCCCAUUUUUGGAUUGAUGUUGCAGCUGGGACCUUGAAUUUGACUUCAACAGCCCUUAUGUCUGGGAUAGUGAUUGUGAUGAACAUCUUCAAGCGCCCUGCUACCCUUUAUAAUAGUUGUAAUAUAACUGUUUUUGUAUUAUCUAAGAAAAGUGUGGCCAUAUGUGAGUCCAAACUCAAGAUAUAA
Molecule: messenger RNA, 555 nt
Organism: Quercus robur (English oak)
Lineage: Eukaryota; Viridiplantae; Streptophyta; Magnoliopsida; Fagales; Fagaceae
Exons: 1
Coding region: 1-555 (184 amino acids)
Source: RefSeq, a predicted model, not a curated record